Gaeumannomyces tritici R3-111a-1 is the source of this 1776-nucleotide messenger RNA. RefSeq lists its product as hypothetical. The coding region runs from base 1 to 1776 and encodes 591 amino acids. NCBI's taxonomy places the organism in Eukaryota, Fungi, Ascomycota, Sordariomycetes, Magnaporthales, Magnaporthaceae. The transcript has 2 exons. The record is from RefSeq and is a predicted model, not a curated record.
AUGAUCGCAAACGGGUCGCCCUACUGCUUACAAACCUCGCCGAAUGGACAUCGAUGCUUCGGCCGCCCCAGGGUUCACGCUCUGCUAGCAUGGCUUUCCACCCGAGUCCUCCGCGGGGGACCCCGUCUGCUUCUCCAGGUCACCGCCUGCAUCCUGGUCGUCUACUUGGUGACCACCACGCUGCCCCAGCGUGCCUCGGAUGUCGCCUUUGGCAGAGGCUACAGUGCGCUAUGGAAGUGGGCGGGCCGCAGAACGGGCGGUAGACCCGCUGUUGACGACGGGAGCGUGGCUGGCGGACUGAGGGUCGUUGUCUUUGGCGCCAGUGACAUGGCAACCAUCCCGGAUGGUGAUGAUGCCACUAGCGAGACGACCUGGAGUGAGGUCAUGUGCACCGAGCUGGACUGCUCGACGUACAUAUCACUUGUCCCAAAGGCGCCAUCUCGCGCUCUCUCGUCCAACACUCUUUACGCCUCGGUGGCGCUGCCCAAGGCUGACGCGGACCCGGAGAAUCCGACACCACCGGGGCUUGACUACUCCUUCUACCCAGAGCUGUUCCCCGUGCCAUCCGACGUGCCCGACUUCAGCAAGCAGGUGACCGAGUUUCUGUCUCGGCCCCGACCUCAGCUUCUUCCCAAGGAAACGCUCUGGGUCUUCAACUUUGGCCAUUGGGACAUCUGGAAUUUGGCAGCACUGCCUCUUAAAACCAGCCAGCCUGUCGUCGAGGCCAUGGUGGACGAAAUUGCCCUCAACAUCGAGAGGCUAUACAUUGCUUCCGUGGACGAAAAGUCUAUUGCGCACUCGGAUUUUCUGUUCCGGAACUCGACUGCUGCUGCGACAUGGGCAGACGGCAAGGCCGCGAAGGGCACGGCGCGUGCGCAGGCCAUCGCAGAAGCUCAGGAGGCCGCGAAAAACGAGCCUGAGGAAAAGGAGACGUUCCGGGUUGUGGUGCCCAUGAUCUUUGACCAGACACUCGCCCCGGGGUGGAGGACGGAGCGGCCCAGCGUGCCGGCGCCGCACUCCAAGGCAGAGCAGCAGCGCAACGCGGCCACCCUCACGGAGCUGUGGAACCAAAAGCUGCAGAUGGUGGUCACGGAAUGGGCCAAGAAGGAGAACCCGAAGCCCCAAGACGAGGCCCCGGCUUCCGCCGACGACGUGAAGGAAGCUAGCCGGGAGGAGCGGGAUGGGCCUAAGCCGCUCUCGCGGCGGGCAGAUGAUGCAAGCAACGGGGGCGCCCAGCCCGCAGCAUCCACCACGGACGCGCCGUCGUUCAGGAUGAUCAGCCGCAGGUCCGACAAGGGGGAAAACCAGGAGCAGUCGCACCCACCCCCGCCAAAGGCCUACCCGUUGCGCGACGCCAUUAUCUACGACCUGCAGGAGUACCUGACCGAGAUCAUGGUGGAGCGGCAGCUCCGCAACGUCGGCUACGUCGACCAGAACGGGCUUGGCAGCAAGCCCGAGGCGCAGGGGUUCAGCGACAUUCAGACGCCCUGCGUCAAGCGCGCGGCGAAGGCGCCACCGCCGCCGCCGCCGCCGCUGUCAUCAUCGCCACCUUCCAUGCGGACGACCAAGAGGAGGAGCGGGUCCGACGAGAGGAAGCCGGCAGGGAAGGCCGCCGGGCUCGGCGGCGAGGUCUGCGACAGCCCGAGCGACCGCUUGUUCUAUACGGCCUUCACGCUGUCGCCGCGCGCCGUCGGCGAGAUGGGUCGCGAGAUCGCCGAGCUGGUCGUCGAGAACCACACUCUCAGGCAGUACUGGGAGUCUAAUGGGACUCGCUGA